GUGACUCGGCAGCCGCGUCUAGCGUCAUCAGUGACAGCCCCGAUCCUUGCUAAGCUUUGCGUCGCUCUGCCCAGAGCAGUCGCCUCCUCCUUGGCAAAUAGUCCUCGGCAGGGUCCGAGUUCGCGAGUCUUCCGAGGUGGGAAGCCGGAGAAGUUGUAGUCAAGGGACGCGGGGCGGACGAGGAGAGGGAGCUGGGGAUCGACGUCUUUCCGAGAGUGUGUGAAGUGACUUCGAAACUCGCUCCCUGCCCGGGAUCCCUCCGCCUGCAGUAGCGGUGGUGAGGCCGAGGGAGCCGCCAUUUUGGAUGUUCGGUUCCUGCUGCCACUGUUGCCGCCGCCCCCGAAGCUGCUGGUUUCCUUCGAGGUUUCGGGCCGAGGAUGCCAGCCCCCAUCAGAUUGCGGGAGCUGAUCCGGACCAUCCGGACAGCCCGAACUCAAGCUGAAGAACGAGAAAUGAUCCAGAAAGAAUGUGCUGCAAUCCGGUCAUCAUUUAGAGAAGAAGACAACACAUACCGGUGUCGGAAUGUGGCAAAAUUACUGUAUAUGCACAUGCUGGGCUACCCUGCUCACUUUGGACAGUUGGAGUGCCUCAAGCUAAUUGCCUCACAAAAAUUUACAGACAAACGCAUUGGGUAUUUAGGAGCAAUGCUGCUGUUAGAUGAAAGACAAGAUGUCCAUCUUCUCAUGACUAACUGUAUCAAGAAUGAUCUUAAUCAUAGCACGCAAUUUGUACAGGGGCUAGCGCUUUGUACCCUCGGCUGCAUGGGCUCCUCAGAGAUGUGCAGAGAUCUCGCAGGAGAGGUGGAGAAGCUCCUGAAAACCUCCAACUCUUACUUAAGAAAAAAGGCAGCACUGUGUGCUGUUCACGUCAUCAGGAAGGUUCCUGAACUUAUGGAGAUGUUUUUACCAGCAACAAAAAAUUUAUUGAAUGAGAAGAACCAUGGUGUCCUUCACACAUCUGUAGUCCUCCUCACAGAAAUGUGUGAGCGAAGCCCAGACAUGCUUGCGCAUUUCAGAAAGAAUGAAAAGCUUGUGCCCCAGUUAGUUCGUAUUCUAAAGAACCUCAUCAUGUCCGGAUAUUCCCCAGAACAUGAUGUUUCUGGUAUCAGUGACCCCUUUUUGCAGGUACGAAUUUUGCGGUUAUUAAGAAUUUUAGGACGAAAUGAUGAUGACUCAAGUGAAGCUAUGAAUGAUAUAUUAGCACAGGUUGCCACUAAUACAGAGACUAGUAAAAAUGUAGGAAAUGCUAUUCUUUAUGAAACGGUUUUGACUAUCAUGGAUAUUAAAUCAGAGAGUGGAUUGCGAGUUCUAGCCAUAAAUAUUCUCGGUCGUUUCUUAUUGAACAAUGACAAAAAUAUUAGGUAUGUUGCUCUGACAUCUUUGUUGAAAACUGUGCAGACAGACCAUAAUGCAGUACAGAGGCACAGAAGUACAAUCGUGGACUGUCUAAAAGAUCUGGAUGUCUCAAUAAAACGGCGUGCAAUGGAAUUGAGUUUUGCCCUGGUAAAUGGGAAUAAUAUCCGAGGCAUGAUGAAGGAAUUACUUUAUUUUCUGGAUUCAUGUGAGCCAGAAUUUAAAGCAGAUUGUGCGUCUGGAAUCUUUCUUGCUGCAGAAAAGUAUGCACCUUCCAAGAGGUGGCAUAUCGAUACAAUCAUGCGAGUCCUGACGACGGCAGGAAGUUACGUUCGUGAUGAUGCAGUCCCCAACUUGAUCCAGUUAAUAACCAAUAGUGUCGAGAUGCAUGCCUAUACCGUCCAGCGCUUGUACAAGGCAAUUCUUGGUGAUUAUUCUCAACAACCCUUGGUACAAGUGGCUGCAUGGUGCAUAGGUGAAUAUGGAGAUCUUCUUGUGUCUGGCCAGUGUGAAGAGGAAGAACCUAUUCAGGUAACUGAGGACGAAGUUUUAGAUAUUUUAGAAAGUGUCCUAAUCUCUAAUAUGUCCACCUCUGUGACACGAGGUUAUGCUCUCACUGCCAUUAUGAAGCUGUCUACUCGAUUUACCUGUACUGUAAACCGAAUUAAGAAAGUGGUUUCCAUCUAUGGAAGCAGCAUCGAUGUAGAGCUCCAGCAGAGGGCAGUAGAAUAUAAUGCACUUUUUAAGAAAUAUGACCACAUGAGGUCUGCCCUCCUUGAAAGAAUGCCUGUCAUGGAAAAAGUGACCACAAAUGGCCCAUCUGAGAUUGUGCAAACAAAUGGAGAGACAGAACCAGCUCCACUAGAAACUAAACCACCACCCUCUGGGCCACAACCCACCAGCCAGGCUAAUGAUUUAUUGGAUUUGUUGGGAGGAAAUGACAUAACACCUGUCAUUCCAACUGCACCUACAAGCAAGCCUGCUUCUGCUGGUGGAGAACUUCUUGAUUUGCUGGGAGAUAUCACCCUCACAGGUGCUCCAGCUGCUGCUCCUGCCCCUGCUUCAGUGCCACAGUUAUCCCAGCCCCCCUUCUUGUUGGAUGGACUUUCGUCACAGCCUCUCUUCAAUGACAUCACCCCAGGCAUCCCCUCCAUCACAGCAUACAACAAGAACGGCUUGAAGAUAGAGUUCACCUUCGAACGAUCAAACACCAACCCCAGUGUAACGGUGAUAACGAUACAGGCCUCUAACAGCACAGAACUAGACAUGACGGACUUUGUUUUCCAAGCUGCAGUACCAAAGACAUUCCAGCUGCAGCUCCUGUCUCCUAGCAGCAGCGUUGUCCCAGCAUUUAAUACGGGGACCAUCACACAAGUCAUUAAAGUUCUGAACCCACAGAAGCAACAGCUGCGAAUGCGGAUCAAGCUCACAUAUAAUCACAAGGGCUCAGCAAUGCAAGAUCUAGCAGAAGUGAACAACUUUCCCCCUCAGUCCUGGCAAUGAGAGUCCAGCACCAUUCUCAUUCUUACCCACUCAAUCAAAGGAAUUCUGGGAAGGAGGUUGUGAUUGCUGGCAAGUCCCCCCAACUGUACCAUGGGCAUGAGGAGCUGAAGAGAGCUGCUGAGGAGGAUUUUCCUGAAGUUAUUGCUGACCUUGAAGCAUUGUUAAAGACUAAUGUCCUCUCUUCUGCUGUUGAGGCUGGCUGCUUCUGGAGGCUACUUUGCACUCUUCCUCCUCUUCUCCCUCUUCCGCACUUCACCCCUCCCACGUUUGCAGCCAGAACCAACAUUCCCUGGGCCCCUGAGGCAAUAAGCAGCUGGUCUGGAGGAGAGGACUGGAAUUCUUGACAAGAAAACACUCACUCUGUCUCUGCAGCAAAGAGUGGCCCCUUCUCUCUACUGUUGUAUCUCUGUGGACUAGGCAAGGUGGGGUGUUGAUUCCUCACUAGCUGGGUUACCAUCUUAAAGCGCUUUUUACAUCUGGCAUUUGGAAUGGAAAUGUAACAAUGGACAUUAGGGAACCCUGCCUUUUUCUGCUGGUUCUCCCAAUGUUUGAAAGAGGCAUUAGGCUCCUGGUAGCCUUUUCUGUGCAUUGCUGUAUACACACAGACACACGUGUAUGUAUGUUUGUUACUAAAAACUGGUCAGACCUUGAGAGGUUAUUUGUAAACACUGGACAGAUGCAGUUAAAAAGAGCUUUUGCUGAGGUUUGGCAUGAAGGAUAUGGUGCUCUAUUUGUACUAGAAACUUCCAAGGCUCUUCCAGCUCCCCUUCCCCUCCAUUCUUUAGCUGUAGUUAUGAACUCUCUCCAUGAUUUUCAAAAUCAGUUCCCCUUGAAGUGCAAAGUGGACACCUUCUAAAAGAUACAUGAAUAGUUAUUAAUGACCCUGGUCCCAUCACAGUGUUUCUUCCAAACCUGUCAGUUGCCUGUUUGAGUUGUGGUAAAGGGGUAGAAAGAGGAGUCCACAAAUCGUAAGGACUCCUUGACAAAACACCUUUAUCCAUAGGACGGCAGAACCAUACUCGUCCUGGGGCAUAUUGGUGUCAUCUUAUUCAUUUCUCCAAACCUCCCUUUUAAUUUCCUGAGCCUGGCUUGGACCUUGGCAUUCCGUUUGAAUUCCUUCUUCUAACUGGAACAUUGUGUUGUAUCUGUAACACUGGCACUGAAAUAAAGACCACACGGUUAAAGAAAUCUUUCCUACAUUGUACUUUAUGAUGUUGAAACGAAGCCUUGUAGCUUCCUUGCCCCCUAUGUUAGAGGACAUCUUAUGGUCAUCAUAAGGUAGAACUAUCUUUUCCUGAGCCCGAGAAAUUGGUCUCCUGAAAGAAAUCAAUCUCAUGAUUGCAUUAAAGAUUUGAGCUUUUUAUAAAAUAUUAAGAGUGCCGAAUGCUUUUUAGAGAGGACCCUGGUAUUACCAAACUUUAAUGUUGACUUGCUGGAAUGAGGUGAUGGUGACUGUCCUGUGGCACAUGUUGAAUGUACUGUGUACGUUCAGAUAUACAGGCACUGUGUCUAACAUACUGCAGGAGAAAGAAGAAGUGAGGCCCACCUUGCAUGUAAAAGUUUUGCAGUUGUUACUGUAUUGUACAGUAUAAUGGCUACUUCGGCUUCAAUUUUAAACCUUGAUACAAAUCUCCUCCCUAUUCCAUUUCACCAAGCCUUUAUUUAAGAUCUUCAGUGUCUUGUCAAACCUAGCUCUGUAUCAGAUGCUAGACUAUUCCUAACAUUUGACAAACUGGAGUUGAACUAAAGGCUCCAAAAGAGAAAGUUUCUGGUCUUACCGGUCUUAGAAGAGCAAGAUCUGCUGAAACUUAGUCUACUGGGUAAAUGGUUGGCUGAGUUAAGCACAGGAUAUUAUUUCCUGUUUUCAGUAAAGCAAGUGUGAACUAGUGCAUACUUCAGACAACUGUUCUGCCUGUGCAAUGAAAAAUAGCCUUUAAGAGUUUCUUGCAGACGGAUUUCAUUGGAUAGAUAUUUAAUGCUGUGAAACACGAUAGGAUUACUGUUAUAUUGGUGGAUUUCUUGAAUAGAAUUUGUCUUAACAUUCCUCUUUGUGUGGAGGCUUUCUUUUCUCCCUUACAUUUGUAGCUAACCAGCUCAGGUGUUUGUUUUUGUUUUGGGUUGAACUGAAUUGUAACUGAAGAAAUCUGCUCAAGACCAAGCUAAAAGACAGUGCUAGCUGAUGGAGCUGGGAAGAAUCUACUCUGCAAACAAAGCAUCUGCCUGUGUGGUCAGAGUUUUGAGGUAGAGUUCAUGAUCAUCCAUGACUUUGUGGAGAAGGAAUAAAAAUAUCAUGGCCUUAACACAAAGGGUGCUGUGUAGAGUAUGAAUUGAUAUCAGAGACUGAACUUGAGCACCAUUCUGAAGAACUAGCAGCUAGAUAACUGCCUAGGACACGGAUGGGAUGAAGACUGUGUCACGUGAUUGGAUCUUUGAAAGCUUCAGCGUGCCUUCUUAGUUUCUAGGAUCAGCAAUUAGUUCUCCUCUCACUUGGCCUUGCAGCUAAAAGGGGAAUCUCUUCAUUUCUGUGAAUGCCUGCACAUUUCAGUAAUUCCUUUCCCUCGUGUCACCCUUCAAGGGGAAGCAGAUUUGGAUGGAUUUGACAACCUCAGAGCCAUUGUGAAGAAAGUGAUUUCUGGGACUUUUGAAUAAACAAGGUGAUAAGCAGUGAGCCCCACUGACUGACAGUUUCAUGCACAUGUACCUCAUUAUUGUCCUCUUCGAGUAGUUUUUAUACCAUCCUUCCUUCCCAUCCAGAGUCAUCUGAAGAAUUCAUCGAAGUAAUCUCAGAAAACUGUAGGAAGGGUGCUCUUUCCUAAGUUUCCCCCACAUGCUUUGGUGCUGUUGCCCUGAGGUGGUUUAGGUAGCCGUGGAAGGUUUUGCUGUGUUCUGUGAUCAUCUGGUAAUUUUAAGAUCUUUUUUUUUUUUUCACUUACAGAAACAUUCCUCUGUUGAACAUUUCAGAGAUCCUUUUUGCUCAGUUAAAGGUGUGGUUCUUACCCUGUGUUUGUCUCCCUCAUAAAUGAAAAUAGUCUUUUACAACUUGUCCAGCACUAAUAGUUUGAACAUUUCCAUCUACUAUACAACACGUUUUCCAUUUCUAUGUCCUAGAAAAAGUUGGAGUUGGGAAAUACUGCCUUUGAGGUUCACUUUCGUUGUCUUCUACAUUAGAAUAUAUUUGGGUUAUAAGAACUAGGGGAAAGACGGAAUUUGAAUGUGUAUUUUUUUUCCCCAGUGAAUGUACUUUAACCACAGUGUCCUAAACUGAGAGUUGGAGAGCAGAAAAAUGCAUCUUCACAAACUUUGUGGUUGGGAGGGUUGUAUAUGUCUGUGUGUUCAUCAGUUUGGGUGUGGGGAGGAUCACUGAAGAGAGAAUUGCUCAGAAAAACCUGAGUUUAAAACACUUCUGACCAGCUUUGGCUUGGGAGGGUGGGGCUGCUUAUGGAGCUGGAAGUGCAAAACAUUUUCAAGUAGUGGCAGUGAGUGGGUCCCACGGACAAGGUUCCGUUCCCAGAACCUGAACACUUAAGAAAACGCUGAAGCAGCUUGAAGCAGCCCAGCAGUUGCUUCAUGAUUCUGGCUUCCAGAUGGAGCCUUGGAGACUUUUCCUUUCCCCCAAGAACCUGCAUUUGCGCUUUGUGUGUUUUGUUUUUGUUUUUAUUUGGGGACCACCUGGGAAAGAGCUUCUGAACUCUUUCCUUCGUGAAACCCCACUGUGUUCCUGUAAACUCCUUUUUCUUAUACAAUGUUGUGUUACAUUUUCAUUAAGCCCCAUCACAUCUUCUUUACUGUAAAAUUAUUAAAAGGCUGUUUCCAAGUGGGACAGCUAAUGAAGUUCUAAUUAUUGCAGACAUAUUUUUGAGAUGUAAAAAAAUUUAAAAUGAAAUAAGUCUUAGAGGCGAGUGAGGAAUAAAAUGGAUGUAAACAUUUACAUGGGAUGCAUUAGAAUUCUGCUGUGUGUAUUGUCUUUUGGUUGAAACAAAUUAUGAACAGUGACUAAUAAUAAAAAGUCAAUACUCAAUGAUUU
Molecule: messenger RNA, 6879 nt
Organism: Nannospalax galili (Upper Galilee mountains blind mole rat)
Lineage: Eukaryota; Metazoa; Chordata; Mammalia; Rodentia; Spalacidae
Gene: Ap1g1
Product: adaptor related protein complex 1 subunit gamma 1
Exons: 24
Coding region: 378-2855 (825 amino acids)
Biological process (GO): receptor-mediated endocytosis; intracellular protein transport; Golgi to vacuole transport
Cellular component (GO): AP-1 adaptor complex; Golgi apparatus; membrane coat
Molecular function (GO): clathrin-cargo adaptor activity
Source: RefSeq, a predicted model, not a curated record